GGACUAUGUGGCAACUUCAAUGGAGAGAAAGAUGAUGAUAAAAGGCUGAGGGAUGGAUCAUUCCCAAGUAGUGGUGUCACUAACCCUGGUACAAAACUAGCUAACAGCUAUGAAACCAAGAAUAAAGAGUGUGCUAAAUGCAACCUGCCUGAUAUGCCAGAGUGCCCCGACAAUUUCAUUGCCUUCGCCAUCACCAGCUGUGCAGUCCUUGCUGAUAAGACAAAUGGGCCUUUCGCUGCUUGCUUGGCAAGAAUGUCUCAGGCUGAUAUAGAUGCAAAUAUUGCCAUUUGCCAAAUAGAUCUCUGCUUUGCU
Owenia fusiformis is the source of this 312-nucleotide messenger RNA. The record is from the annotation of a GenBank genome assembly. Lineage: Eukaryota; Metazoa; Annelida; Polychaeta; Sabellida; Oweniidae.